This is a messenger RNA of Sungouiella intermedia, 1494 nucleotides long. The record is from the annotation of a GenBank genome assembly. Lineage: Eukaryota; Fungi; Ascomycota; Pichiomycetes; Serinales; Metschnikowiaceae.
AUGAUUGCCUCUAAGCUUCUCGUCGUGGCUGGUUUCGUCGCCAACCAGGUGUUGGCCCUCUCCAACAAAAACGUCGCUCUUUACUGGGGCCAGAACUCUUACGGUGACCAGGACAAGUUGAGCACCUACUGUGAGAGUGACGACUUCGAUGUCGUCAUUGUUUCUUUUGUCAAUGACUUCCCUAAGUUGGGCUUGAACCUCGCUAACCAGUGUGGUAACACUUUCUCUGACGGCUUGCUCCACUGUUCUGCUGUCGGUGAGGACAUUAAGACUUGUCAGGCCAAGGGUAAAAAGGUUCUCCUCUCUCUUGGUGGUGCCGCUGGUAACUACGGCUUCUCUUCCGAUGCUGAGGGUGCUGCUUUCGCUACCACCUUGUGGAACAAGUUCGGUGGUGGAUCCGACGAUGAGAGACCUUUCGAUGACGCUGUUGUCGAUGGUUUCGACCUUGACUUGGAGAAGCAGAACCAGGUCGGUACUGUUGCUUUCGCUAACGCUUUGAGAGCCCACUUCUCCGCUGACUCUUCUAAGUCCUACUACUUGUCUGCUUCUCCACAGUGCCCAUACCCAGAUGCUUCCGUUGGUGAUGUUUUGGCUAACGUCCCAUUGGACUACGCUUUCGUCCAGUUCUACAACAACCAGUGUGGUCUUGAUGCUACCUUCAACUGGAACACUUGGGCUUCUUUCGCUGCUUCUGCUCCAAACCCAGACAUCCAAUUGUUCGUUGGCUUGCCAGGUGGCCCAGGCUCUGCCGUUUCCGGUUUCGUUGGCUUGGACACUGUCAAGAAGCAGAUCACCCAGGAUGUCUUGUGCAGCAAGAACUUCGGUGGUUUCAGCUUGUGGGAUGCCUCUUCUGCCACCAACAACGUUAACCUGAACGGUGACAACUUCUACGUCCAGCUCAACGACUUCCUUGCCGGUGCCACUUGCCCAACCAGCUCUUCUUCUUCUUCUACUUCUGCUGCUACCUCCUCCUCUUCUUCCACUUCUGUUGCUGCUACCGUCGCUACUUCCGUGGCUACUUCUGCUGCUCCUCUGGCCUUGUACUCUAACUCAACCUCUUCGAGUGUUGACCAGGCUACUGUGGUCAAGACCACUGUGAUCGAGGAGAUCUACACCACCGUUUGCCCAGAUGACAACGGUGUUUUGACCACCAUUGUUGCUACUAACAUUAAGACCGUGACCUUCACUGGCGAAUGUGAGUGCACCAAGGGUGGCAACAAGAACGGUGUUGCUCCAGCUACUGAGACCACCAAGGCUACUGGUGCUGCUACUGGUGCUACUGGUGCUUCCGCUGCUACCGCUGUCACCACCAAGGCUGCUGUGACCGGCUCUGCUGAGCAGGACACCACCAUCACCGUCCUCUACACCCAGACUGCUGCCGGUAACGGUACUAAGCCAGCUCAGAUCUCCUCUUACGAGUACAGCGGUUCUUCUUCUAAGGCUGGUGUAUCUUUGUUUGUUGUCUUGAUGCUCUCUUUGCUCCAGCUCUUCUAG